Molecule: messenger RNA, 2382 nt
Organism: Vitrella brassicaformis
Lineage: Eukaryota; Vitrellaceae
Source: the annotation of a GenBank genome assembly
AGGACCGUUCAUACGUCCACCAUUCAAUUCGGUCAAGCUGGAUCUUCCGCCAAUUCGUCUAUUCAGUUGACACAGCUGAUCUCUCACCGGCUGGUUUUCCCGCUUCCUCUGUAGAGGGAAUGAGCAGCCCGCCGCUGUUUUCGACGUCUUACCCGUCGGCCAGUGUGCCGCCGCCGACGCAGCAUGCAGCCCCCGUGAUGAGCCGCCGCAUCCAGGUAUCAGGCGGCGAGUCCAUCGAGGUGCGCGCAACCAUGCCCCUCUCGCCACCGCCUGUCAAGGUACGUACGUGGGCAUGAACAGUAAGUACAGUUCCAAAGGGAAAGGAAUGGGUCGGUCUGAUUGAUUCCCAUUGAUGGAUUUCCUCUGUCUGUUUCCUCGGUAGGUGAGUCGCCACAGCUGUCAUGGGUGGGAGUUCGACAGCCGCAAGGGCGUCAUGUGGACGCACGGAGACCUCGACAGGUUCGUGUGGUGUUGUGUGUUGGGCGGGUCUGGUCAGAAGAGGGGUUUGUUUCGUGCUGCACUCACUGAUUUUCCUCUCAAGUUGUCCCUCCCUCUGUGCAUGUGUGUGAUGUGAUACAUAUCAGCCGUGGUCGUGCUCACACGGGUGAGAUAUCCUUCCCCGACGCCGUCUUUGGCGACAACCGGCUCACCAUCCGCCACCCAUCCCGAGGCUUCUCCAUCACUUUCGAGCCGCUCGAGGCCCUCAAGGGCUGCAAACUCACGUACGCACGGACAAACGGACAACGAGUCGAGCAAUGGGAGCUGAAGAGGUUGCCAUGCCUUCCUUGUGUGUCGUGGCCUGCAGUGACCCAUCUUGCUUCUGUGCGCCCAAGAGGGACUUUGAGCCUUCCAUUCCGAAGGUGUCUUAUGCGGAUCAGUGGCUCAAGAGGAGCCAGGCCGUCGAGUAAGGACCACACACCACACCACACCACACCACACCACACACAUCACAUGGAAACAUGGCUGUGUGGUGUGUCUGCAGGGAGUGGGCCGAGGUGAAGAAGCCCGCCAUGACUUACGACUGGACAUACUCGACACCCUACUGGGGACACAUGGAGCGGACUGAUGACGCGACGCCGGUACGCGCGCGAGAAACAUUAUCUCGGCUGCAGGCAUGUCUUUCUGUGUGUGUAUGUGUGCAGUGCGAUGAUGGGUGUAUGUCUGUGCUGCCGAUGGAUCGUCUGGUGCGGCAGGACCCCAUUGCUUGGUACGACCAGGUGGGUAAACCAACACAAUCACGAACACACAGCACAACGACACACACAUGUGUGUGCAAGUGUGCAUCCGGCCCUCUAUGUGCGUGUGUGUGUGUGCAGGUGCCGCUGUUUGAGAGCGACCUUGAUGACAAUGGCGUUUCCAGAAUGUUCGUCAAAGUGGUACGCACAGUGAAUGCAUGGAGGCGCCUUCGCACUCCAUCGGCCCACUGCCGUGUUUGUUUGCUGAUCUGUCCAUCGUCAGCGUGUGAUGCCCACUUUCUGGUUUGUGCUGCUUCGGUGCGACAUCCGUGUCGACAACGUCAUGCUCAGACAGGUAAGGCGACAGCAGAUGUGUGUGGAGAAGACACAACAAACGUGCCCUCCCUCUCCCCGUGUGUGUGGAUCAGAUCGACACGCGCGUCUUUCACGAUUUCGGCGAGGCUGAGGUGCUGCGCGAGUUCACCUGGAAAGAGGGCACCUUUGAGCAGCUCGCACAGGUGAAUCCACAGCUCCAGAAAUGUGUGAACUUGUGUAUGUGUGUACUUGUGGAUGUGUGUGUGCAUUGCAGCGUGGCUGUGACCUGGGUGCUGGGUCGCCACAUAUAUCACACGAGACCUGCGGCACACACCUCCUCACACAAGUAGGUGGCUGGGUGGGAUCGGUCGAGAAAUAUGAGAGCAAUCCCGUAUCUGCUUGACUGUGUGUGUGUGUGUGUGUGUGUCGUGUGCAGGAUGACAUCAAGUGGCGUGUGAUGCAGAGCAUCCCACUGGUGGGUCAUUCUGCCGGUGAUAUCAACGGCGGCCCAGAGCACCUCACGUCGAAGACACAGUCAAAUGGGGAGGGGGGCGGCGGCAUGCAGGACGACGAGACAAUGGCGAGUGCCGGGCGGCCGUAGGGGCGGUGCUGAGAGAGGCCUCUCUGCAGUCAUUGCUGUGCAUUAGCUUAUCCUCCUGCCCCAGACAGACAGACAUCAGACACAGGGGGUGAGUGACGUCAGCUGUGUGUCGCUGAGAUGGAUGAUUGAUAAACUGACUCAAGCAGUACUCAUAGCUGGGGCCUUCUGCGCCCGCCGCCAGAGUCGUCCUCCAUCGCCCCGUCAGUUGGUCAGAUCAACGUCGGUCGAAGAGAUGAUGGCCACAUCUGUGUUGAUCGAUGUCAUCACAGCAGCUCUUUGAGCAUCUCACAG